Fulvia fulva is the source of this 4620-nucleotide messenger RNA. RefSeq lists its product as uncharacterized. Gene Ontology annotation, molecular function: protein binding; RNA polymerase II cis-regulatory region sequence-specific DNA binding; DNA-binding transcription factor activity, RNA polymerase II-specific. NCBI's taxonomy places the organism in Eukaryota, Fungi, Ascomycota, Dothideomycetes, Mycosphaerellales, Mycosphaerellaceae. Gene Ontology annotation, biological process: regulation of transcription by RNA polymerase II; anatomical structure morphogenesis; cell differentiation. The record is from RefSeq and is a predicted model, not a curated record. The transcript has 3 exons. Bases 1 to 4620 code for a protein of 1539 amino acids.
AUGGCAGACGCUAUCGGCUCGAGGCUGGAGCACACUUUUCCUGCUUUUGAUUUUGAGGACCUGAUUAACUGGCCCGACGAAGACGCUGAUGAUACCUUGGACAAAGUCGGCAGCGACGACGAGCCUCCCAAGAUCGACUCGCCCAGAUGGUCAGGAGAUAAUUCAUCCUUAUGCUCCUUUGGGUCGCCUUGCACGGAAGAUGUCGGCGCCAGAAGUCUAGACUUCAUACCGAGAGCAACCGAAGGAAAGCGCGCUGGGAGCGCCGCCGCGACAGGAGUUGCAGAUGGAAGUCAGGACCAGGCCAGAGAGAGAAACGUGAAAGAUCACUCACUUCAUUCACUCACCGCAGAUCAGCAAGAACAGAAGCGAUUUCGCGCCGCGGGACUUGUCAAGCCUGCCGCCUGCACAUGCAGACCGGACUGUCCCGACCCGGCAUAUCUUUGCAAACAGCAACGUGAGACACUUGAGAAACGACGCAAAGCCGAACAGCAGAGACAACGAGAUCGAAUAGUAGCAGCCCUCCAAGCCGCCAGGAAAACCGUUCCGUACAUCACGAUUAUUAGAGGGAAGCGCAAAGACAAUGACGCUGGUCCUUCCCAGGCACCACAAGCGAUGGAACCCAGCGGACCCGGCGUGCUUGCCGCGCAGCAACCCGACCUCGACCUGUUCUCUCGUUCACCACCACCGGCACCACCGGCACCUUCCGCAGUCACUGAAGCGGUGGCCGAGAUGACAAUGCCUGAAGUACAGAUAGCUGCCACCAAAGCGCAGACCCCACCCUCACUAGCCCUGCCUCCACCUCCACCGCCGCAUUCACAAUCGCCGCCAGUCGCGGAGACCACGCAUGUGGCCGAGCACAUGUCGCUGCCAGACACCCCCACGCGAGUCACCGACCACGGUACGCUAAGCAACAUUCGCGACACCAACGGCCCAGUGCAUAUCGAUGCUCCUCCACCGACGACCGACAACCUCGCACCUGACACCGACAAGGACAACCUCUUCAGCAACGACGAUGACCUCUUCAAUAGCGACAUUGCUAUACCCAGGGCUACAAGUCCACCCAAGCUCGGAGAAAUAGACUUUUCACAAGACAGCUACGGCGGUCACGAUGCUCCCAACGAGGAGACUGUGGAGAUUCCCAACAACAGUGACGAGGUGUUCGGUAUCGCCAGCGUACCAAGCGACGAUGAGGAUGACCAACACGAAGGAUAUGCCAUGCUGCGAUUUAGCAACAGCUACUGUGUCAUCACCUCGCUGAAUCUGAUCAUCCAGCGCGAUGCCACAUACCUGGCAGCAUACAGGGCCGAGAGGAAGAAGGCGAAAGAGGAAGCAAAGGCGCGUAACGCACUCGCUGCCUACCAACAAGAGCCUAGUCAGCCUUCACAACCUGGGGAUGACGAUCGUUUUGGCGAAGAUCUCGAAGGCCGUCCACAACAAGGAUUGCUAAGCAGCUUCAGCGAGCAGGGCGGACCUGUGGCGUUCGCCAUGGAUGAUCAUCUGUCGUCAUCAGACCGCCGCCGACGCAGGAAGAAGGGCAAUUCGUCUUCAGCCAACUCAAUUGCCCCGCGCGACUUAUACACGCUGCCGGAGGACGAAAUCCAGCAUACCGAGCCAGUGCCAGUGAACAGCCGACCUGAUUCCCAUGAGUGGGCCGCUUUGCCUGUACACCCAGCAAGGCCGGCGGAUAUUACUCAAAUCUCGAGAGAACAUCUCAUCUUCAGCUACAACCACUGGCACGAUGAGCAGUGGAUACUGCGGAUCGUUGGCAACGGCGCAGUCGUCAACGAAGUGUAUUACACCAAAGAUCAAGAAAUUGCGCUGCAGCAUGAUGACGAGAUCUGGAUUUCCACACUGAAGUUUAAUUUUGAGCUUCCAAGAACAGAAGAAGAGGAGAAUGAAGAUCUCCUGGACGGCGUCGAAGCCGGCACGUCCCCAGCGACAAGUCGUAUCCGUCGAGCUUCAAGCACUGCAGAUGCAGAAGAGAGUGAAGAAGACAAGCGGCCGAAGGUCAAGCUCAAGCUCAAGAGGCCUAAGAAGCCCACUGAGCAAGAGCCCGAACCAGCGAAAGCCAAGAGCGCCGCCAAAGCCAAGGGUAAGGACAAAGGCGAGAAGUCAGCUGGCAAGGCGAAGGCCAAAGAUGUGCCAAACGGAGAAGACACAACAGGCUCGCCUGAAGUUACCAAGAAGAAAGACAAGGGUAAGAAACCAAAAGCUGCUGCACCUGAGAAUGGGGCAGAAUCAGCCAAGGAGCCCAAGCCCAAGCCUGAACAAGCCUCGCCACCGGUGGUGCCAAUCAACCUCGAGCCAGGAUCUGUUCUUGCGGACUUGGCUCCGGAGCAGAUGCCAGAGAAACGCAAAGGUCCUGGUCGGCCUCCCAAGAACGGCCUCUUAUCCAAGCGAGACGAAUCAGGCGUCAAGCGCAAGAGGCGAGAGUACGAGCGUCGCAAUGAGCCCAUACCCGACCUUAACACACUGCUUGCAGAAGUACGACAUGAGCAAAGGCAAAGAGAUCUUCAGGCCAAGGCUGCAGCUCGUGGUGAACAGCCACCGGACCUACCGAUGCCUAGCAUCGAGUCCAGUGCUAGACCCACGAUCGAAGGUGGUGCUCAAAUGCCGCCACGGGACUCUCAAGGCCAGGAAAGUCAGACGCCGCUGCCCAACGAUGCAAUGCUCGCUUUCGCGCAGGCUCGACCACGUCAAAGGUCCCCGUCACCCAUUAAGCCCGAAACUGAGUUCACGGAAGAAGAUUUGAAGAAACCCAGCAUGACGUACAUCUACAUCAUUGAUGAGAUUCUCUCAAGCAUCGAGGGCGGUCAAGCUGAUCUGCAGACGAUUUACGACAAGAUUCAGAAACGAUGGCCGUACUACAAGUAUCGGGUGGGCUCUAUUGGCUGGCAAAGCAGCGUAAGGCACAACCUGCUGUCAUGCGAGCGCUUCGUUGAUGCAGGCAAAAGUGGCAAAGGAAAGUUCUGGCGCAUCAAUUUUGAUCAUCCUCUUGACAACAAGAAGCGCAAGUCACCUCCACCUCCAAACCGUCCAAUGCAGAACGGCCAGAUGCCGCCACCGUAUGGGCAGCCUGGAUACCCUGGAAACUAUGGACAGUCGAAUUGCAAUGGUCAACAGCCUUACAAUGGGCAGGGCAACUACUACAGCCCGUACCCGGGUGGUCCCAACGGCCAACCGCCUCCAGGUCAAGCGCCGAACGGUCAGUAUGGUGGUCCGCAAGGUGGUCCGUCACCACACCAAAUGAAUGGAGGCGCCCCCCAUCCACCUCCGCAGCCAGCCGAAACGCCACUCACGCGUCAAGUCAACGCGAUCAUGAACUUCCGCUCACACUGGUUGGCUGGACAUGCGAUCGACUCACAAGAGUACAAGUCGAGGGAACUCGGGUUCGUACGUGCGGUUGGGUACUACUCGUACGUCACCUCGAACGGUCAAGGCGAUCGCGUAGACUUGGUCCCUGGCGAAGACCUGCUGGAGCCAUUUCCCUCGAUGAAAGCAAUCUUUGACAGAUUCUUGUCGGAUACAGCGGACGCGGCAGCAGCAGCGCCUGCCAAUGGAAAUGCCCCGUUAGCAAAUCAGCAGCAACAGGUAGCGCCUCCUAGACAGCAGCAGCCUCCUGGACAGCAGCCUCAAGGUCAGCUGACCCAAGGUGUAGCGCCUCCUACCCAGCAGACUCAGGGACUGCAAACUCAAGGUCCGCAACUGCAGAGUCAGCAAGCUGUAACUCAGCAUCCUCAGGGUCAGCCCGUUCAGGCCCAGCAACAGCCCCAAGGACAACAACAUCUUACGGGUCAGCAACAGCCUACUGGUCAGCAUCCCGGCCCAAAUCAGCCACAGCAGCCAUUCCCGCAGCCACCACCAGGCUCACAGCCAUCGUUGCCUCGAGAACCUUUGGUAGGUAUUGUACAGCCGCCGCAGUCUCGACCGAGUGGCAAUACUCCACCAAACGCGAUGCCUCCACCAGCUGGCACUCCUCAAGCCACAACCAGUGCUGCGGCAAUGGCAGCGAUGGCACCACCCGUUUCUCAACAGGUGACAGGAGCCGUAGGCACCGCGGGCCAGCCAGCACCCCAGAGCCUGCCGCCUACUGCAAAUGGCAUCAUAACGCAGACUUCAGGUGCAGCGAUAACUCAAACCCCUGCCGUUGAUGCUAGUUCUCUUGCUCCGACCCGGGGAAAUGACCAAAGUCUUGCAGCAACGGUGCCAAUAGACCAAGCUUCGGAACGCGCGACAAUGCCUUCCACCGUUGCGGCUCCGUCGGAUGGACAUGCCAAAGCUGAAAAUCCGGCCCAGGAUUCGGCUUCCAGCGUGUCAACUCCUGUCACUUCGACUGUCGCUGACACCACCACCGGUAGUAGUUCAGCAGCUACGGUGAACAGUACGGCUGCUCCAUCUGCAGCUGUUACGUCCCCGGCGCUUCCUAAGGCGGACAGUGCAGCGACAUCACCGCUAGCACCUGAAAACUCCGAGGCUCAGUCUGUGACUACGCCGAGUACGGAGCCCAAGGUGAUUGACCUUGAAGCACCAGACCCUGUACCGCAGGUGGCAGGUGUCAAACGUGCCGCUGGGACUGACGAAGAGGAGGAAGACGAUGUCAAGAGACAGAAGACAUCAUAG